Molecule: messenger RNA, 2676 nt
Organism: Acaromyces ingoldii
Lineage: Eukaryota; Fungi; Basidiomycota; Exobasidiomycetes; Exobasidiales; Cryptobasidiaceae
Product: putative karyopherin beta-1 subunit
Exons: 5
Coding region: 1-2676 (891 amino acids)
Biological process (GO): protein import into nucleus
Cellular component (GO): cytoplasm; nucleus
Molecular function (GO): small GTPase binding; nuclear import signal receptor activity
Source: RefSeq, a predicted model, not a curated record
AUGAAUGCGGCGGAGCUCCUCGAGAACUCGCUGUCGCCUAACGCCGAUGUUCGACAGGAUGCCGAGCAGAAGCUUGCCAAUGCGGCUCAGGAGAACUUUGGUGGCUACUUGGUGACGCUGGCCGAGGCAUUGUCGAGCGCGUCGGUCGUGUCGCACCUCCGCAAGGCGGCCGGCCUGGCGCUCAAGAAUGCCCUCACAGCACGCGAGGCCGUUCGGGCGGGCGAGUACGCAAAGCGGUGGACAGAGGUGCCCGAGGAGACGCGGACCAAGGUCAAGCUCGAGACCUUUUCUGUCCUCUCGCAGCCGGAUCACAGCGUCAGCGUUGCGGCAGCCCAGGUGUGCGCGGCCAUCGAGGCAAUUGAAUUGCCGCUGGGAAAGACGGACUUGCUAGAGAUGAUUCUUUCGGCAGUGUCGACGUACGACAACAAGGACCUUCAAAAAGCCUCUCUCGAUGCCAUCGGCUUCAUCUGCGAGGCUUCUGCAGAGCAAUCGUCGAACGCACUGGCGGCAAAGUCGAAUGAGCUCCUCACGGCCGUGAUCCAGGGCGCGAGAAAGGAGGAGACAUCGACGGAGGUGCAGCUUGCAGCGCUCCAGGCCCUCUUCAACUCGCUAGAGUUCGUAAGGGUCAACUUUGAGAGGGACGGCGAGCGGAAUUACAUCAUGCAGGUCGUCUGUGAGGCGACGCAGAGCCCGAACAUUGACAUCAAGGUGGCUGCGUAUGAGUGCCUGGUCCGCAUCAUGCAGCUCUACUACGACAAGAUGAAGUUUUACAUGGAGCAGGCUCUCUUUGGGCUCACGGUACUGGGAAUGCGAGACUCGGAGCCAAAGGUGGCGCUGCAAGCCAUCGAAUUCUGGUCGACGGUUUGCGAGGAGGAGAUCGACCUCACCCUAGAGGCACAGGAGGCGGCAGAGUAUGGCGAGGAGCCGGCGAGGCUAUGCUACAACUUUGCUCGUGUCGCUGCUCGCGAGAUUGUCCCCGUGCUCAUGGAGCUCCUCAAGACCCAGGACGAGGACGCGGAUGAGGACGAGUGGGACGUAUCCAAGGCAGCUGGUGUGUGCACCGGUCUCCUGGCCCAGAGUGUGGGCGACGACGUUGUGCAGUACGCCAUCCCCUUUAUCGAGAGCAACAUCAAGAGCCCGGACUGGCACGCCAGAGAUGCCGCCGUGCUCUGCUUUGGACAGAUCCUCGACGGCCCCCUGACAAAGACGCUCACGCCUUUGGUCGAGCAGGCACUCCCGACAAUCAUUGGCAUGAUGACGGAUCAGAGCGCGGCUGUCAAGGACUCGGUGGCAUGGACUCUUGGCAGGAUCACGGACCUCCUUUGCGAUGUCAUCCACCCGGAUGUUCACCUGCCCGAGCUUGUCAGGGCUGCCAUCGUUGGGUUGCAGGACAAGCCACAUAUUGCCAUGCUCAGUGGCUGGACGCUCAUGAACCUCACUGAGCAGCUUGGAGGCCUCUCGGUGCCCGACGACGACGGCAACCCCGGUCAGACGUCGGUCAUCUCCCGCUUCUUUCCCGACAUUGUCAACAGCCUCGUCGCGGCUACAGACCGGCCCAACAAUGAGCAAAAUGCGCGAACGUCUGCGUACGAGGCCCUGGCAUCGUCGAUGGCCGGAUGCGCAAAUGAUUGCCUGCCCAACGCCAGCUCGGUGCUGGUCACGAUGCUGGACCGCCAAGAGCACCUCAACGGCAUGGCCAACCAGCUCGUCGGCAUGGACGACCGCAACAACUGGUCUGAACUGCAGACCAACCUGUGCUCCGUCAUUCAGGCCAUUGUCAGGAGGCUCGGCAAGGAGGUGCUGCCCUUGAGCGACCGCAUCAUGACAUCGCUUCUGACAACUAUUCAGAACUGCGGCAAGCAGAGCGAAGCCCUCGAGGAUGCUUUUAUGGCUGUUGGUGCCGUCACGGCGGCAUCGGAGGCCGACUUUGAAAAGUACCUCCAGGCCUUUUCGCCAUUCCUCGUUGAGGCACUGCGGAAGCACGAGGAGACGCAGCUGUGCAAGACGGCCGUCGGUCUCGUUGGCGACAUCUGCCGAGCACUGGGGCCCAACGCCGCAAACUACGCCAACGACUUCAUGGUUGUCCUGUUCGAAGACCUGCAGAGCCAGACACUGAGCCGCGAGGUCAAGCCAACGAUUCUUUCGAGCUUCGGCGAUAUCGCGCUGGCCAUCGGCGACAGAUUUGAACCAUUCCUUGCUACGACCAUGGCCGUGCUUCAGCAGGCUGCUGCGUCGAGCGUGACGACUGCGCCCCUCGACUUUGAGAUCGUGGAGUUCUUCAACUCGUUGAGAGAAGGCAUCGCAGAGGCUUAUGUGGGCAUUGUCGGCGGCCUGAGGGCAGCUGCGCCACCCGUGGGUGCAGCAGGGCCAAGCGCAAACGGAAGCGGGCCAGGGGUGGGCCUGCUUCAGCCGUACGUCGAGGCCAUCACCUCGUUCCUCCAGAUUGUCGCCUCAUCGCAGGCCGAGACGUCGGAACCUCUGCUGAGGUCCUCGGUCGGUCUGCUCGGCGAUGUAUGCGAUGCAUUCCCCAACGGAGAGCUCAAGCCGCUGCUGGCGAGACCCUGGGUCGCGGACCUGAUCAAGGCGGCGAGAGCGCGAGGUAAUGGGGCAGACACGAGAAAGACGGCGGCAUGGACAAGGGAGAUGGUCAAAAAGGCCGGGGGUGGGGCCUCGUGA